Molecule: messenger RNA, 1062 nt
Organism: Funneliformis geosporum
Lineage: Eukaryota; Fungi; Glomeromycota; Glomeromycetes; Glomerales; Glomeraceae
Source: the annotation of a GenBank genome assembly
AUGUCAAAUUCAGACGACCCAUCACAUAUUACAACGCAACGAAAUUCCACACAACAAAAUUCUCUAAAUCCUUUUCAUAAUUCAACAUUUUUCACGUUACCCUCUGAUAUUAGUUCACAAGAUAUUCCAAGCGAAACACCUCACCUUAGUCCAUUAACUUUUAGACAUCGACAAUCAUUGUUGCAACCAAAUUUCAGUCCACGAGUCGUCCCGAUCUUUGUAUCUAGUCCAAAUUCCGAUCUUAACUUUUUAUGUCCUUAUUCUUUGCAACGUUUACCUAGUCAAAAUCUCAAUAAUCUUUCAUUUUUACAAAAUAUCGAAAGAAAUAAUUCCCAAUCGACACCGCGAUUUAUACAAUAUAAUUCAUUGUCUCCACACUUCAUAAGAAGAGUAGAUAAUAAUACCACUCUUUUUAUUCCUACUUCACGUUUUCGAGCCUUACCUUUUGCAACUAUUUCUCCUGUUAAUUUACCAUCUUUAGCAUCAUUUGAAUCAUCUACUAUGUUGGAACCACUUGCUUUAGCAAAUCCAUCCUCAACCAUACGUCUGCCAACUUCAACCACUUCAAACGAGGUUUCUGAUCGCGAUGAUAUACGUGUAAAAAUAAGCAUUCCUGUGCACACGGAACCCACGGAUGAAAAAAAAAGAGAUAUCAUUAAAUCUUCUAAACGAAAACCCGAAAAAGAAAUGUUUAAGGACCCAAGGAAAAAAAUUCGUAGACCCUCUAAUACAACUAACGAUACGAUGGAUAAUGAUAAUGUUUCGAUUAUUAAAGAAGUAGACAUGACAUUUAAUUCUGAAAAAGAACGCGAACUUAACAAAGAACCUGGGGAACGUCCUCCUCUUAGACGUUCUGCACGAAUCGCAAAGGAUAAACAAAAACGGGUUUUAUUCUAUGAAACAUUAUCACAACUAUCAAAGAAAAGGAAAAGAAUGGACGAGAGUGAUAACAAUUAUAAAGCGAAACCUGACGAGCCUCCACAGAAGCGUAGAGGAAGGCCUCGUAAGAAUGAACAGAAAUCAAAUGGUCGACCACGUGGUAGAGAGAAACUCAAAAAAUAA